Molecule: messenger RNA, 7518 nt
Organism: Daphnia magna
Lineage: Eukaryota; Metazoa; Arthropoda; Branchiopoda; Diplostraca; Daphniidae
Gene: Dscam1
Product: Down syndrome cell adhesion molecule-like protein Dscam2
Exons: 33
Coding region: 366-6356 (1996 amino acids)
Biological process (GO): dendrite self-avoidance; axon guidance; homophilic cell-cell adhesion
Cellular component (GO): plasma membrane; axon
Molecular function (GO): cell-cell adhesion mediator activity
Source: RefSeq, a predicted model, not a curated record
UUUAUAGUCAGACAGUUUGCUGACACUCAGUCGAAAGGACCGUCUGUUCUUCUCGUCAACUCAUUUGGAUAUUUUGACUCUAUUCCCAUUUCUCUUUCUGCCUGCACCAAUUUGGAUACGAAACUUUGUUUUUGCUAGCAUUUCGUGCUGGGAAACCAUCACCAAAAGCUCCUCGUCAACCUCUUCGAUAGUCUUUAUCGAAAAAAGUGUUUCUCAGUGUGCGUGUGUUACUUUGUUGAAUUAACCAUUCUUGUGUACCAGUGAAGUCGUGCUGCUCCUGGUGUCUGUCUCGUGUGUGUGUGUGUGAAUUUCGUGCGUUUUCCCUCCGGGUUUCGACGCCGACGUCAAGAAAUUCGUCCGUCGCCAUGGCGGCCAAUCGAAGCUCAGCAUCCGACCGUUUCCUCGUUUUCGUCCUGACAAUUCUGGCAUUCUAUUCCGGUGCGUGUGUUGGCGAUGGUUCCGCGACAGCGGCGGCCAGUUCGUCAUCACUGUCCGGCCCUGUUUUCUUGAAAGAACCAUCCAACCGAAUUGACUUUUCCAACACUACUGGCACGGUGGUCGAAUGCGCUGCUACGGGUAAUCCUCGUCCGGAGAUCCUGUGGAUUAAAGCUGAUGGCAGUCCCGUCACGGACGUACCCGGACUCAGACAGGUUCAAACGUCGGGCAGCUUGGUGUUCCCACCGUUCCGGGCCGAAGAUUAUAAACAGGAGGUUCACGCCCAGUUCUACCGAUGCGUAGCCCGCAACUCGGCCGGCUCAAUCGUCUCCCGAGACAUCCACGUCCGAGCAGUCGUCCAAUCCAGUUACGUCAUUGAAGUCAACAAUGAGCACGUCAUCCUGGGCAAUUCGGCAAUGCUGAAAUGCACCAUCCCAUCAUUUGUAACGGAUUUCGUCCAUGUGGCUUCUUGGACGAUACUGGACGAGCGUGGAGAACUCGCUAAUCUCGAUACCCAGUCAUCGGAUGGCAAGUACAUGGUUCUUCCCAGUGGCGAGUUGCAUAUUCGGGAUGUUUCGCCGGAAGAUGGAUACAAAUCUUAUCGAUGCCGGACUAAACAUCGUCUAACUGGCGAGACCCGCCUCAGCGCCACAGCCGGUCGUCUAGUCGUCACCGAACCGAGUUCAAAUGUCGCACCUCGUACAUCCGGCCGCAAAAUCGAAGGCAGUUUAAUCGCCGUAGCUGCCAUCCAGCGUCAAGCUUAUCUUACCUGUGAUGUUACUGCUUUCCCAGUGCCUAUCUUCAGAUGGUACAAAUACGUGGAAGGAAGCACAGCCAAGCAGCCGGUCAAACUGGACGACCGCGUCAAACAAGUCAGCGGCACUCUCAUCAUCAAAGAGGCUAAAGUGGAAGACUCGGGCAAAUAUUUGUGCAAUGUCAAUAAUUCCGUCGGCGGUGAGAGCGUCGAGACUGUUCUAACCGUAACAGCUCCCUUAUCGGCCAGCAUUGAACCGCAAGUCCAGACAGUUGAUUAUGGCCGUCCGGCUACAUUGACCUGCAACCCAGAAGGCAAUCCCAUCAAAUCCAUCAGCUGGAUGAAGGACGGAGUCGCUAUGAGUCAUACCGACAACGUAUUGAGAAUUGAACAAGUGCGCCGCGAAGACAAGGGCAUGUACCAAUGCUUUGUUCGUAACGAUCAAGAGAGCGCCCAGGCUUCAGCGGAACUCAAACUAGGAGGAAGAUUCGAUCCGCCUCAGUUCCUAAGCACCUUCGCCGAACGGACCCUUCAACCCGGACCCAGUGUCUCCCUCAAGUGCUCUGCUUCGGGAAAUCCAUUACCGGAAAUCUCAUGGGAACUGGAUGGAAAGAAAAUCUCAUCGUCCGAGAGGGUUCAAAUUGGUCACUUUACGGCCGGAACCAACGAAGUCGUCUCCUAUCUCAACAUCACGGCAGUUCACACUAACGAUGGCGGCUUGUACAAAUGCUCCGCUUCCAGCAAAGUCGGACACGCCGAUCACUCUGCUCGUUUCAACGUUUACGGAUUACCUUUCGUCAGACCUAUGGAUAAAGUGGCUGUUGUGGCUGGUGAAACGAUGAUGGUUACGUGCCCCGUAGCUGGAUACCCAAUUGACACCAUUCAGUGGGAGAAAGGUGGCCGUGUUUUGCCCGUCAACCGACGCCAACAAGUUUUCCCCAAUGGCACGUUGAUCAUCGAGAACGUCCAGCGAUCGCUUGAUCAAGGCUCCUACACCUGCAUAGCUAAAAAUACGCAAGGAUUCUCCGCCAAAGGAAACCUCGAAGUUCAAGUCAUGGUUGCGCCACAGAUCGCUCCGUUCUCGUUCGGUGACGACGAAGCUCUCAACGCUGGUGAUUUCGUAGUGGUUCAAUGUUCGGCCGUUAAAGGCGAUUCGCCAAUAAGCCUUCGCUGGGCAUUCAAAUCGCGACCUUUAGCUUCCGAUUCGCCCAUUACUGGACUUACGAUCAACAGUUUGGGCGAUAGAAUUUCCGUGUUGUCGAUCCAAUCAGUGGCGGCCGUUCAUAACGGGGAGUACACGUGCACUGCUGAAAACCCUGCCGGAGUAGCGAAUUAUACAGCCACGUUGACUGUCAACGUUCCCCCACGCUGGAUCGUCGAACCUACAGACAAGGCAUUUGCUCAGGGUAGCGAAGCUAAAAUCGAAUGCAAAUCUGAUGGCUUUCCAAAACCUCAAAUUUCCUGGAAAAAAGCUCCAGGAAGCACACCCAACGAUUACAGGGACAUCCGUUCCAAUAACUAUGUUCGCAUCGAAGAUGGUACUUUAUCCAUUGGCAAUAUUCAGAAAUCCAGCGAAGGUUAUUAUCUUUGCGAAGCGUCCAAUGGUAUCGGUGCUGGUCUGUCGGCUGUCAUCUUCGUCAGUGUUCAAGCUCCACCCCAGUUUGAAAUCAAAUUCAAGAAUCAAACAGCUCGUCGAGGAGAGCCAGCCGUCCUUCAGUGUGAAGCUAAAGGCGAGAAACCCAUUGGUAUUCUGUGGAACAUGAAUAGCAAACGUCUUGAUUCGAAGAGCGAUCCCAGAUACACGAUUCGCGAAGAGAUUCUACCUACUGGAGUUUUGUCUGACUUGAGCAUCAAAAAGCUGGAACGAACAGAUUCUGCUCUGUUUACUUGCGUGGCAACCAAUGCAUUCGGCAGUGACGACACUAGUAUCAAUCUUAUCGUUCAAGAACCACCUGAGGUCCCGUUCGGUGUUAAAGUAUUGGACAAGUCAGGACGUUCCGUCCAGCUUUCUUGGUCUGCUCCUUACGAUGGCAAUUCACCACUCACUCGCUAUCUGAUCGAAUACAAAAUCAGCAAAGGAGAUUGGCAAGCGGAUAUCGACCGAGUCUUAGUACCAGGACAACAAACUGUUGCGGGAGUCUACAAUUUGGUUCCAGCCACCACCUACCACUUCCGACUUGUAGCCGAAAACGACGUAGGAUCUUCCGAUCCUUCUGAAACUGUCACCAUCAUCACCGCCGAAGAAGCACCGGGAGGCACCCCACGCGGAGUCAAAGUUGAAGUAGUUGACCAGAACACUCUCAAAGUCUCAUGGAAACCACCUCCUAAGGAACACUGGAAUGGCGAGAUCCUCGGCUACUACGUCGGCUACAAACUGGCCACGUCUGACAAACCAUAUCUUUUCGAAACAGUUGAAUUCAGCCGAGAACUGGGCAAAGAGCAUCAGCUAAACAUUUCACAUCUCAAAAUGUACACACAAUAUUCGGUGGUUGUUCAAGCCUUUAAUCGCGUCGGUGCCGGACCUAUGUCUGAAGAAGUGAUUCAGCACACGGGUGAAGGAACGCCAGAGCAGGCUCCUCAGGAUGUGACUUGCACAGCUUUGACUUCUCAAUCUAUUCGUUUGUCAUGGUCCUCACCUUCUUUAACAACAGUGAAUGGAAUAAUUAAGGGUUACAAGGUCAUUUACGGACCGAGCCAAAUCUGGUUUGACGAAACCAGCAAGGAUGCCAAGAUUAUUACUACCAGUGAGACUAUCCUACACGGAUUGCGUAAAUACACCAACUACAGCAUGCAAGUGUUGGCUUUCACCUCUGGUGGUGACGGUGUCAAGUCCACACCUGUCUCCUGUCACACGGAACAAGAUGUUCCCGGAUCUCCAUCGGCUGUCAAAGCCCUUUUGAUGACUCCGGAUUCGAUUCUAGUUAGCUGGAAGGCACCGGAAUUGCCUAAUGGAAUCGUCAAUCAGUACACUGUUUACAUUCAAGAGGGAACGGAGGAUGCUCGUAGUCAGAAAGUGUCGGCGUCUCAACUGAAUUAUGAAGCCAGUGGACUGAAAAAGAAGGAACGUUACAAUUUCUGGGUAACGGCUUCCACCAAUGUUGGAGAAGGAGAGCCAUCUAAGACAGUUACAAUUGCUCCUGGGACCCGCGUUCCGGCAAAGAUCGCAUCAUUUGACAACACGUUCAGCGUCUCGUACCGCGAAGAUGUUAAGCUACCGUGUCAGGCCGUUGGUGCUCCAUUGCCUGAGAUCCAGUGGAAAAUCAAAGGAACCCCUUAUGCUGCAUCCGAACGCAUUCGUCUACUGCCUGAAGGGUCUCUCCUCGUGCGCGAAGUCACUCGUGACGAUGCUGGAGAGUACACGUGCACUGUCGAGAAUAUGUAUGGCCAAGACACCGUCACUCAUCAACUCCAAGUUCAAGCUCCUCCAUAUCCGCCUCACUUGUCUCUGGCGUCUACUACUACUACGUCAAUCACGAUCAAGGUGAAACCACGUAAGGAAGAGGAGACACCCAUCCACGGAUAUACCGUCCAUUAUAAACCCGAGUUUGGCGAUUGGGAGACGACACAAAUUGGCAACUCUCUUCAAGAUUAUACUAUUGAGAAUCUUUGGUGUGGUACCCGCUAUCAACUUUAUGUCAGAGCGUACAACGGAAUCGGAACGGGAGAGGGAUCAGACGUCAUCAACACCCGCACCAAAGGAUCAGCCCCAGCUGUACCGGAUGCUAACCGAUUUAUCGAAGGUUCGGCAAGCAGUGUCACGCUUCAUCUCAGCGCCUGGUCGGAUGGUGGUUGCCCAAUGCUUUAUUUCGUAGUUGAAUAUCGCGGAAAGGGAAAUCAAGACUGGACUUUGGUAUCGAACAGCGUAAAGCCUGGUGGCAACUUCGUCGUGCUUGAUCUUAGCCCAGCCACUUGGUAUAAUCUUCGUGUGACGGCUCACAACAACGCGGGUUCGACAGUGGCUGAAUAUGAGUUUGCCACCCUAACCCUUACCGGAGGAACAAUUGCACCCGCUAGAGAAACGUCAGAAAAGGAAAAUCCUCUGCUAGCAAUGUUGAUGAAUUUGAAUUUGGUCGUUCCAGCCGCCGCAGCCAUUCUUGUCAUUAUUGCCGCCAUAGUCGUCAUCUGUGUCAUCAAAGGCCGCAACAAUGGCCAUAAAGAUGAUGUCAUCUAUAAUCAAGCUUCUGCUGGAAACGCGACCAUGAAACGCAAUGGUGGUGACAUGCGUGAUGAGCUUGGCUACAUUCCGCCACCUAAUCGCAAACUUCCACCGGUGCCCGGAACUCAAUACAACACUUGCGAUCGGAUUAAACGCGGUCACGCAGACUGUCAUGCCUAUCGGACGCUGGACCCACGCCGACCUGUUUAUGACGAACUGUCAAUUCACCCACCUCCGCGCCGGAAUGUUGGGGUUCCCGGUGAGGAGGUAAACCAGUCUGGGGCUUCGUUGUAUGCAGGCAUGGACGAUGAAAUUUGCCCUUACGCCACGUUCCAUCUACUUGGCUUCCGCGAAGAAAUGGAUCCCAACAAAGCUGGAAAUCAAUUUCAGACUUUCCCACAUCCCAACGGUGGUCAGCCUCCCCAGCAAGACAUGAAUCAUCACCGACAAGCUUCUCAGUCGAUGCCCCGUCCUGGAAACCGAAUGAUGCGAAUGCCUAACGGCGCAACCUACGCUCCUGAGAACUGCUACGACGAUCCUGCCAACUGUGACAUGUACGGAGGAGCCGAAAGCAAUAGCUACGCUUCUUAUACCAACACCAAUCCACCUCUGCCACCCCCUGAUUUCGGUACUAGCCCAACCCAAAAUACCAUGUUGGCCCGACGCAGUGUCAACGGACAGCAGUUGCGUGGAAACGGAACCAUGAAUUUACCUUUACCACCGUAUCCGGAUCCUCCCCAGCCACCUUUACCUCCUCCCCGCACCGGAAACGAUUCCGCCAAUGUGUCUAGCUCUUCCAACAACGAUUCGACUAUCAGCGCUGAAAUCUCCGAAGCCGAAUGCGAUCGCGAACACUUGGUCAAUCGUAAUUAUGGCGUCGGCAUCCGGACCAUGAACAGCAAGGAUGGGAUGAGUAUGGAAGAAAUGCGGAAACUAAUUGAAAAGAGCUCGAAUGAAGGUGGGGCCCACGUCACUAAUGGUCUGAUUGCAUACGACACCGUCAAUGUCUGAGGAACCGAAGAAAUAAAGAAGGAUCUGAGAUAACCUAAUAGGUUGACAAUGUUAUCAUCUGCGUGGUGCUUCAAUUAUCUAUUCUGAUUGUCCCCUCAUGCAUACCAACAUCUACAGUUAAUCUUGCUUCGUGAUUUCGUCAACGCUUUCUUUUUUCAAUUACUUUUUCCUUAAAUAACGAUUAUUGCAUGUUUUAACACUUUUUCGGGGGGGGGGGGAUUUAAUAUCUCAUCUAGAACAACCACUAAGAUCUGAAAUGAUGUUGACUUUCUGUAGUUUUGUGUUUAGAAAAGCCAGUCCACACAUAUACCCCAACCCUUAUCCCUUGUAAAUGAGUGUAGCGACAUCAAACGCAGCUCGAUUUUUUACAUCCUUUUUUUUUUUUUUUCCAUUUGACGAUACGGUACGUUUCCUCUUCCUUUAUUGAGUUUGAAUUUUUCCGCUGACAAGUUUGCCUGUAGGCUUUCAGUCAGUGCUCAAAGUUGUACAUCUAAGUACCGUUGGUUGAUUUAUUGGUUUUCUUCAUACUCUUAAUAAUUAAAAUCGCUUCCUAUGGCGUUAUUUCAUUACAUUGUUAGCGCAGCCGAGUCUGCGCCCAGUAAAACUUUUACUUUCGCUCGCUAUAUUUCCUAGCUUAUUCGCUUUUGAUGUCCUCGCAUAAGACAGUGAAAUCUGUUUAAACCUUUUCAAUCGCUGAUCAAUGUCUAAACGGUUAAAAUCGAAGAACGGCUAUCCCUGGAAUAACGGAAAACUUCGUACAGUGGCGGGCGGUUUAGCAACCCUUUCGUAUUGUGCUUGUCUUCUUAUUACUUUAUAAUUAGAAAAACUUAAAAUUGUCUCCCUCAUGCUUAUGAUAUCCCUCACUCUUAUUUUCCCUUUAUUUUUGAUUGUAAAUUCGUGUAAGUUACUAGUCAGUAAGAAAGGGACGUAGACUUACAGAGUGCAGUAGACUAGUGACUCUUUUUGGACAACAUGAAAAGAAAAAAAAAAACAUACAAUAACGACUGGAUUCUGAUUAAUCGAAGAUAAAGUUCGAAGGCAUAGGUUUUAGUAACUGAUGUGCAUGGAAAAGUGCUGUACUCGUUGGAUUUAAACAAGAAUCUCGGAAACCGUGAGGAUUAUUAUUGGUUCAAUACAAUGCUCUUCGUCCGUGUCCCUAAAA